AUGGAGGGUGAUCGUAUGCUUCUUCCGGGCCAAAGGUUUUGCCCCAUGGAAGAUGAACUACUCAUGUUCUACCUUAAGCCUAAGGUGAACGGGAUGAAAGUGCCUGGCAACGAAGACGUUAUCUGCGAGUUGGAUCUUUACGGUGACCAAGAUCCUUGGAAGAUAUGGGAAAGAUUCAAAGCAAGAAAGGCCAACGACUUGAGGAGGAACAAAGAUCUCUACUUCUUCACCCAAAAGAAGAAAAAGACUGCAAAAAGCUCACGUAUAAGCCGAACAGUUGGGAGUGGCGGUACUUGGAAAGGCCAAAAUGCAGCCAAGGAGAUCUAUCUUCUUGAUGAUAAUCAGCAGCCAACGACUACUAUUCUUGGUUUCAAGAAAACUUACACCUAUAAGAACAAGGGGAAAAACGAUGUACUGCCGGAAAGAAAGAGAAAAAGGCAAGAAGAAGAGAAGAUGCUUGGAGACUAUGUCGAGGACAAUGACAGAUAUAACACAGAUCCUGAAUCGGUUACUGAGGAGCCGUAA
This is a messenger RNA of Rosa chinensis, 525 nucleotides long. Its product is annotated as putative NAC domain-containing protein 94. NCBI's taxonomy places the organism in Eukaryota, Viridiplantae, Streptophyta, Magnoliopsida, Rosales, Rosaceae. The record is from RefSeq and is a predicted model, not a curated record. Gene Ontology annotation, biological process: regulation of DNA-templated transcription. Gene Ontology annotation, molecular function: DNA binding. The transcript has 2 exons. Bases 1 to 525 code for a protein of 174 amino acids.